UUUGAUUAAAUCAGCUGAUACGUUCCUACCGUCGUGCCUGUAAUACUGUUGAUUGACUUGAAAAAUGAAUCAUAAUUGAAAUAUGCACGUCCAUUAUUAUCAUUGCCGUGAUAGUAAAUUUUGAUAUCUACAUAUGUGGUGCGCAUCUCGUCUUAAUUAGAAUGGGUCAAAAAGUCUCUCGUACAGAUUUCGAAUGGGUAUACACGGAGGAGCCCCAUGCAUCCAGACGUAAAGUUAUAUUGGAAAAAUAUCCGCAAAUUAAAAAGCUUUUCGGGUGUGAUCCAAAAUUCAAAUGGGUUGCCGGUAGCAUGGUCUUGCUGCAAAUAUUUGCGCUAUUCAUCGUAAAGGACUUUUCUUGGCCGCUGUUGGUGUUAGCUGCCUACUGUUUUGGUGGUAUAUUGAACCAUUCGCUUAUGUUGGCCGUGCAUGAAAUAUCGCACAAUUUGGCUUUUGGACAUAGUCGCCCAAUGCAUAAUCGCAUUUUGGGCUUUAUCUGCAACCUUCCAAUUGGUUUACCUAUGUCGAUAUCAUUUCGAAAAUACCAUUUGGAGCACCACAGGUACCAAGGAGACGAGGCUGUGGACACCGAUAUUCCUACUUUAUUAGAAGCUAAACUUUUCGAUACAACCUUUGGGAAGUUUGUGUGGGUAUGCUUGCAGCCUUUCUUCUAUAUUUUUCGACCUCUCAUAAUAAAUCCGAAACCGCCCACAACAUUGGAAAUAGUUAACACUGUUAUACAGCUUACAUUCAAUGCAUUAGUUGUGUACUUCUUUGGAUGGAAAGCGCUAGCGUAUUUGGUGAUUGGUUCUAUAUUAGCAAUGGGCUUACAUCCGGUAGCCGGGCAUUUCAUUUCGGAACAUUACAUGUUCGCUAAAGGUUUCGAAACCUACUCAUACUAUGGACCACUGAACUGGAUAACAUUUAAUGUGGGUUAUCAUAAUGAACAUCAUGAUUUCCCUGCUGUUCCAGGAUCAAGAUUGCCUGAAGUGAAACGCAUUGCUCCGGAAUUUUAUGAGACAAUGCCACAACAUACCAGCUGGUCGCGAGUACUUUACGACUUCAUCACUGAUCCUGCUGUUGGACCAUAUGCACGAAUUAAACGUCAUCAGCGUGGACUUAGGACGUAAAUUACCAUUUGGGGCAAAGAGCAGGAGAAAGCUGUAAACUAUUAGCAAUUGUAAUACCUCCUAUAAAAAUUAUUAAGUAUUUAAAUUUGAUAAUUAUUAUUGUCAAAAGAUUUCGUAACUUUAUACGUUUUCCCGUAAAUAAAACUGUAUUACUUUUUGACUUAAACUUUCUAACGAAAAUCACCGUAUUAUAUAAUUUUUAUUGUUUCUAUAAUCCUAUUUAAUGUAAAGGGUUUAUUUAGAAGUUUAACAUAGACAACUGAAACCAAAAAUAUAAUUAAAUAUACAUAUAUUUAUAAUAAAAUAUUUUCGCUUUUUCGGUACACAUGAUAACCGAUUCGCUUUUCCUUGCAAUAUA
Messenger RNA from Ceratitis capitata (Mediterranean fruit fly), 1485 nucleotides. RefSeq names its product sphingolipid delta(4)-desaturase DES1 (gene ifc). The coding region runs from base 162 to 1127 and encodes 321 amino acids. Gene Ontology annotation, cellular component: membrane. Lineage: Eukaryota; Metazoa; Arthropoda; Insecta; Diptera; Tephritidae. The record is from RefSeq and is a predicted model, not a curated record. The transcript is spliced from 2 exons. Gene Ontology annotation, biological process: ceramide biosynthetic process. Gene Ontology annotation, molecular function: sphingolipid delta-4 desaturase activity.